Molecule: messenger RNA, 8453 nt
Organism: Epinephelus fuscoguttatus (brown-marbled grouper)
Lineage: Eukaryota; Metazoa; Chordata; Actinopteri; Perciformes; Serranidae
Gene: phc2a
Product: polyhomeotic homolog 2a (Drosophila)
Exons: 7
Coding region: 253-1080 (275 amino acids)
Cellular component (GO): nucleus; PRC1 complex
Molecular function (GO): protein binding; zinc ion binding
Source: RefSeq, a predicted model, not a curated record
UCUUCAUAUGAAUCUCCGUGGCUUGGUCGGUGGGCACACACGCGUGCACCUAGACGAUUGUUGUCUGCUGCCAGAAAUAGGAGAAAGCGAAACAUAACGAGGAUAUGAAUCAGUUACUAAGUUUGCGUGUCCUCGUGUAACGGGAGGCUCCGUGGCUCGUGUACUCGGUCUAAGGUUCGUCAGUGUUAGCGGUGGCGGACUGGCUCCUCGCCGCUGUGGCGGAGGGAGUGAGGGGUAGCCUGUGCUCCAGUCAUGACCUCUGGCAAUGGGAAUACAAACAGCAGCCAGCACAAUGGAGAGAGCAAACCAGCCCAGGCCCUAGUCAAGUCCCACAUCCUCACCCAUCUGAUAGAAGGCUUUGUGAUCCAGGAGGGGGCUGAACCUUUCCCUGUGGAACGUCCAUCUUUCUCAAUUGAGAGCCUAAGAAGACACACUUCAGACUCUAAGAUGAACAGCCUCUCACCGAAGGAGUUAAAAGCCCAGCAGGAGCCAAUGCUGACCUGUGAGCUGUGUGGUAGGGUCGAUUUCGCCUACGUCUUCAAAAGGUCCAAGAGGUUCUGUUCUACAGUGUGUGCCAAACGCUACAAUGUUGGAUGCACAAAGAGAAUGGGUCUCUUCCCAAACCGUAAAACCACCCUGGAGAAACAAAGAGCACUGAAUGGAAACUACAAAAACUGCAGUUUAGAAUCUAAGAAGAAGAAGCCUGCUGCUGCUGCUGCUGCUCCUCCUCCUCCUCCUCCUCCUCCUCUGUCCACUGGUCACUCGCUCCAGCCUGCACAGGGAGAGUCCAGCCAAUGUUCAGACUUGUCUGGCUACAAAAGACCCCCAUCCCCCCAGUUGGCCACCCAGCCCCACAGCUUUCUGCCCAGUGACCCCGGCCAGUGGAACAUAGAGGAUGUCUACGAGUUCAUCUCCUCUCUGCCAGGUUGUCUGGAGAUUGCUGAGGAGUUCCGUUCUCAGGAGAUCGAUGGACAGGCCCUGCUGCUGCUGAAGGAAGACCAUCUCAUGGGAACCAUGAACAUCAAACUGGGCCCUGCGCUCAAGAUCUUUGCCCAGAUCAGCACACUUAAAGACACGUAGCCCAUCUGACCCUUCACACACACACACACACACACACACACACACACACACACACACACACACUGCUGUCAAAGGAAGCUUUGCUGUGAUAGACAAACAUGAUGUGCUCAGGAUCCCACAAGGUGUCUUAACUGUGUGUUGAGUUCAGGUACUGGGCCAGAAUUGUUUGCUGGACGUUUUGUCAUGGCCUGUUGAACACGAGGACAUCAGCUGGGACUGUUCCAAUCACCUUUUACACUGGUAACAUGACUCUGGCACUACUUCAGGAAACCUCAGCCCAUAGUUUGACAAGAAUGGUUGUUAGGUAGGCUGUGUUGGGAAAAGUGUUUUUUCUUUUGAGAACAUGUUGUUUUCAUAAUGUAUUACUGUUCUUUGGGUUCCCGCAGGGGAGGUUGAAGGUUAGCAGUUGAUUUGUUCUAGUAUUUCUCACAGGAGUAUGACUCAAGGUUUCAGAUGUGUGCCCAACAUUCUGGAAAACUAAACUAAAUAGCCACUUGAUUACAAGAUCAGUGUCCUGUGCAUCUUGUGCAGAGCUACAGUCAGUUUAUACUACCUACAUAUCAAGGCCCUGCACUGCAGUCUCUUUGACCUCUGGACAUAUCAGUCACUUGUGCUCCUAAAAUUCAUAAGAGGGAGAAUUUUGAAAAAAUCAAAAUCAGUGGAGGAUAGCAAUAAAGGUAAAAAAAAAAUAAUGACAUCAGAUAUGCAGCAAAAGGCUGCAGGCUGGAAUCAAACCCACAGCCACUGCGGCAACGAUUUUGCCUUUGUAUAUCGGAUGCCUGCUCUACCCACUAAGCUACCUGGUGCCCUGCUGCACUAUCUCUUCCAGCCACCAGUGGCAGCGCUGAGGUCACAGCUUCCCAGUUGUGGAAGGCUGAAUCCAAAUGUCCACCCUCUGGACUUGCAGACUUAGCCCUCACGAAAGUCAGUUGUACAUACUGUGAUAUGUUCACUGUCAACAUGUAAAGACUGCAAACAGCUGAUAGACAGGCCUCAAGUCUGUUUCACUAAUUGCCGUGGAAACGUUUGAGCAACAACUACAGUCAUGUACAUGGUGAUCGCUGCUGUCAUAUUCUGUUUAUUCAUCUUUACCUGCAGAUAACAAGAUAUAGGCUAAAUCCCAUGUAGGCUACAGGCUUUUUUUGGGACUGAACUUAAUGAUAUUUAUACAUUCCUAUGUAACAAUUCAGGCUCCAUUCAUUCAAAUGCAGACAUGUUUGUAAACCAGGACCAGACUGUGACUAAAUAACUUUGGUAGUACUUAGAUUGUAGGGGUGUAAAUCACCAGUUUCAUCACGAUACAAUAUUAUAUCGAUUCUUUGGACAACAAUACAAUAUUGUCUGAUAUUACAAAGUCUACCAUAAUAUGAUUUCCAUUAAAUACGAUUCAGGGGUCUGUGAUCGAUCUGAGGCGAUGCCCAUUAAAUGCCCAUUUAACAGUCUGUUGUAGAUGCUGCCACCCCUUUCCUUUUUUACUUUUGGCCAUAAAACACAUGAACAACACAUAAAUACUAAGUACAGUAAAGUCACUCUAAACUGACUCCACCAACACAAAACAGCAAAUGGGACUAGUUAACCUUCAUCUUUUCCAUAAGACUUCAGGAAUAUCUGGCUUAAAGCUCUGAGGGCAAACUUCCAUAAAACACAGAUUAACAACAAGAUCAUCCUACAAAACUAUAACAUUCAGUUCAGUAAUAACUGUCAAGGUUCACGGACAAAACAAUUGUUUUUUGCUAAUUACCCAUUAUUAGCUUUAGCAUGUUUACAUUGCAUAAAUCAGCCUAGCGGCUAACAGACAUUUUUCCUAUUCUCAUAGCUUAACAAAAUAAAUGCAGCGUUAUAAUUUUUUUAAUCACUGGUGAUUAAAGUCUCUGCAACUCCUGACAGACAGCAUGGUUGAAUUUCAGCCUGCAUGCACGGUUUUUCAGCCGAGAAUUGUUGAAACAGAACAGCUAAUGUUGCUGUAGUGAGAAGUUAGCGGAGUGAGACGCUCGUCCAGGCAGGUAACGCUACGUUAUCUCGUAACAUCAUGUUUAGAUACGCCAUUUGCUUUGUCUGUUGUCCUGUAUUUUCUCCAAAAUCCCAAAUAUUUCCACUCUGUUGAUUUAUUCCCGAGUAAAUAAUGUUAUCCUCAUUGUCUUUCUCUUGGCUGCUUGCCAUCUGCCUGUCGCUGUUUGACAGUGACACAGGCUUUCAAAAUAAAAGUCUAUGCUAAAGAUGACGAGAUGGAUCGAUGUUUUCACUUUGCAUCGAUGAUAGUGCAUUGUUGAUCACUAAAUCGAUAUAUCGAUCCAGAUCGAUGGAUCAUUAUACCCUUAUUAGAUUGAAGACCUUUUAUUGUUUCUCUGCCAGUUUUCUUUGUCUAUAUAAUUGGCAUGACACUGCACAGCUUUUAGCCUGUCAAGUAGGCUGCAACAAUAAAAUGCUUUGUGAUUAGGCUACCUUUAUACCUAUACCUAUAUAUCCUUCAUUUCUGUAUCAUGAUGUGGUUGAAAAUUAUUUCUGGCCCACAGGAACCAGAUAGUGUUUAAAUACAAUAACUGCUUUACACUUUUACAGUACCUUGGGCGAUAAGUGAAAAAAACCCCUGCAGUGUCUUGUCCAUAUUGCAAUGAAUCAUGGGUAAUUAAAUCAGUUAAGUCUGCACCCCAAGCUGACUCACUGGAGGUCUGCAGAAAGUCCCCUUGAGGCACCUUGUGGACUGAAUGAGUUUUGGUUUUGGUUUGAAGUCUGGACAUUUGGAUUCAGCCAAAGAGAAACCCUGUGCCAUCUUCAAUUGUACAUGGUUGUUAUGACUUCAAUGAUGGACAUUUUCCUUGAUGAUGUCAUCAGCAGAUGGAGUUUACUCAGUUUUUUUGUGAUGUGUGUGCGUGCGUGCGUGCGUGCAUAAAUUUGAUCAGCCGCUCAGUGACUGAUGAUGACGAUGCAGGACUGUGAUGCAGUAGUUUGACAGUCCUUGCCGAGGGCUAAGAUACUGAAAGUCCACAGUGUGUGUUUAGACUGGAAGCAGCAGGAAACUGCCAGCCUAACUGUAGCAGCAGCUGUGACAAAAAACAUCCAACAACUCCAAAGCUGUAACGACUGACACAGAGUGGUGCAGGAAUGAGUCCUUUUAAUACCAGUAAUGAGUUAGGAUGUUUGCACUCCCUGUUCCCUCAUCUUGACGUCAGUGGGUUUUUUGAAAGGAUUCUUGGUCAUAUGCCUGUGAAAUAAGGUCUGUGGUUGAAGGAUAACUUUGGCAUUUUUCAACUUGAACCCUAUUUCCCCAUGUAAAUUGGUCAAAGGGACUAAAGUGAACAACAGUUUUUGAAAUUGGUCCAGCAGUGAGGAAGUGGGCAGCAGCCGCGCAACAGGUGGUAAUAGAAACACAUGGGCAACUGAACACUGUUACUGUAUGUCCAUUAAAAGUGAUUAUUUUCACUAUAGAGCGGCUCAGAUCUUUAUGAAAAUGCCAAAGUUAACCUUUAACACAAGCUUAAUAGACUCUCACAUUUUGUUCUCCACCACAAAAUACAUCAGGAAAUACCCCACUCUGAAUUUUGACGCAUUUAUUUCUCUUAAAAAAGAUGGUUGCUAACAAGUGGCUAAAUGAGACUACAGAGCAUUAUCACACCAAACAAGGCUUGGCAGCCUUGUUGUGGUUGCGAUGUUAAAUCAUGUGACCGUAAUGUUGAUAGUUUACAGCCUAACAUUGGAUUUUUACUAAACAGCCAUUACAUUUAGGCUUCAAAAAUCAUAAAGUGGUGUUCAUCUGUGAAGAUUAUCUUGCUAAACUAAAUAUGUAAUUAUCAUAAACUUUAGUUUGCCACAGAGCGUAUUUUCUGCAAAACUCAAAACCCAGUGGAAUAAUCCACUUUUUUGUUGAGGCAACUAGGGCGAUGCUAACUUCUAGACUGGCCCACAAAUAAACCUCCCUGCACCGCUCCAUUGUGAUUUAUUUUAUAUUGACCAGCAGCUAUUAACAAGGUCCAGUACUGUGAGUAAAGAAAAUAGUUUAGAAGUAAAUGGAAGAUAGACUUUUUGCAGUCCAUUUUCAUCUCUGCUCCCAGUCUUUGUGCCAAGCAGACUAAAGAUGUCCUGGGCCUGUCUCUGCUGGACACACAGAGAUGAAGCCCAGGAGAAAGGUAAAAAACAGAAAGACGUGACUCUGUUACCACAGCACACAAGCUUAUUUCCCUAAAUAUCAGACUUGUCAGAAAAGGCUGUGAUUGAAUGUCCAGUUUCUUAAUUGUGAUAAUGGAAGAAUCACUGGCCUGAGAACAGACACUGAUGAUUUUAGGUUUUGGAAGUGAUAGCACUGAAUACAAACACACUGACUUAAUAAACUUCAUGUUUCCAGGUCAAGGCUAAUUUAUACUCAGAUGUCACAGUGUCUCUGUACAGGAGCUGGACAUAACAGUGAACACAUAUCAACAAACAAGCUUUUUUUUCAUGUAGCAAAGCCAUUUUAAUGCAGACAUUCUGUUCACACUCACUGGUAUGACUCUGGGUCAGAAACAGUGAAGGAGAUUGAAUGCAAACAUGAAUUUUCUCAUGUUCCACAAAACUGCCAUUUAGUGUUGCAGCAGUGAUAUUACAGUGAUCAAGUCAAGUCUAUGCACACAGGAAAUGAUUGCCAUUAGUGCCUAUGGGACAUACUGACAGAGAAGUAUGAUUCAGGCUUGAAACAUUGUGUGAAAGGCUGUGGAUAUUUUAUAUGUCAUUUCAUUAUACUUUUACCAAAGUCAAGUGAGUGUCACUGCUGAAUUGCUGUCACUACAAAUGUGUGUGUGUGUGUGUGUGUGUGUGUGUGUUGAGGUACAGUAAAUGGUAAUGGACCUGCACUUGUAUAGCGCCUUUUUAGUCAUUAGACCAAUCAAAACGCUUUUUAUAUUACGAAUCACAUUCACCAUGGCCUAGGCUACCAUACAAGGUGCCACCUGCUUGUCUUUUUCUUUUUUUUUAAACACAGCCAUCGGGAGUAAUUUGGGCUUCAGUAUCUUGUUCAAGGAUGCUUGGACAUGCAGACUAGAAGAGACGGAAAUCGAACCACUGAUCUUCCAAUUGGAGAAGGACCCGCUCUACAUUGAGCCACAGCUGCUGAUGUCCUGGUUCAUUACUGCAGAUGGUGUUAAAUAUUUUAUCAGUUGUAUCCCAAAAUAGGCUGACAUCUCCAGACCAAACUUAAUAUAAAAAAAUACAAAUAGAAAUUAGUCUGGAACCUCUCAGUUCAUUUUCAAUUUCCAAGGGCCAUUAUCAACAUGUGACUAAGCACUGAGCAACCAGUGACCAUGUCCGCCCGGUGUAGAUGGCCAAUCACACUCCAGUUGUACCAGCUAAUCACAGCACAUCAGGGCAGAACUAAGCAGGUGGGAAAAAAAUAAUGCCUGAGCGUCAGAAAAAUUUAAACAGUCCCUGCAGCGUACAGAGAUGAGCUGGUAUCACAAGGUGUUUCUCAAAGUCAAGGAUCCUUCCUUGGGAGGAAGGAUCCUGCAGAGGCAAGGCAAGAGUCCUCCCAAGCAUUCAGUGAACACACACUGGAACAGACUAACAAGUGUCCCCAUGUGAUAAUCAUUAACCCUCAGCAGACUGAGGUUUCAGUUACUGUGAUCAUUUUGGCACUCUGUAAUGUUAUUGUACAAUUUUAAACAUCAGUAUUGUCAGAACCAUGACACUUUUAGGGAGAAUAUAUUUCUGGAUCAUAUUUAAGAGUAAGUGGAGAAAUGCAGUAAAGGCAACAGCUAAAAAGUUCUAAAUUAUCAUUAACAGUAUGAACACAGACUCACACAGAAUCACUGUCAUUUCAAAGUGAUCCAUAUUUCUGUUUGUCACCACACACUCUGCUGCAAUAAUAUGAACAGAUGUGAUCUGAUGAGCUGCGCUGUUCUGAAACAGCUAACCGCACCGAUUGUACAUUGACACUUAACGCUCCAUCUCUGCUGUGAAUGAUUCAUUUAAAACUUUUAUGUUUUAUCUAAAUCAUGUUAUUUCAAAAAAUCUCAUUAUUUGGCAGUGGACACAAUAGAAAGUGUAAAUUAUGAGGUUUCUGUCUAUUUUUUUCACGCUUGGAUGAUAAAAACUGGUGGAUAUAUCAAUCCAAAUAAAUAACAUUAAUCUAAAUCCUGCCGAGCUCCACUGACGCAGGUUUCAUUGAAGAAACCCCGCCCUCACUUCUAGCAAAUCGUGUACUGUGCAAAGCAUUGUGGGGAUUUUAUACCUGCGGAGGAUCCACACAUGCAUCCUUCGAAUUUCUCUGAAAGAAGGACUCAGUCCUUCUUGAAACUCGGAAGGAUCCUUGAGCGUCCUUCAAAUUCGGCCAUUUGAGGAUCCUUCCUUGACAUUGAGAAACACCUAGUGAGCUGAGGUUGUGGUUGCCCUGAGAGACGGUGACAACUAAUUAAAGACUGAUGAGUUUCACCUGAUCCAAGUUGUGUCUGCUUCCGGUGACUCUGUAGGCUGAAGAUUCUCAGCUGCAGGUGAUUGAGGGAGGUGAACUGAGAAGAGAGAGCCCAGGUGUGUAUCUGGGUAGCGGAGCUUCAGGUACGUUGGGGCAGCAUUCCCGGCGAAGCAACUGUUUGCACUCGCGGAAGGUGGGUGGGGGCCGUUCAUAGCCAUUUAGGACUGCCAGCGGUGAAGACGGGUAGAGUAGGCAAUAGACAUUCCUGUGAUAGGGCUGCUGACAUACAGGGACUGGGGAAUUAGGAGUGCCUUACCACUGCCCAGCUCUGAGUAGGAGCGUCUGUCAUGCCGUCAGCUGCUCCACCGUUCCAGUGCUUGACCGACGAUUCCGUCUGCGGGCUCUUGCUGCUUACGAGCCGGGUCAGACCAGUGUCACAAGCCUCGACCCUGGGGGAGGGUCUUGGCCAACUGGCCAGUUAAGUGAACUGUACAUUUUAAAUGUUAAAAUUAGUGUUAUACGUUUAGUUCGGUCCCUUGUUGUCCUGGUCAGUUUCUUCUGUUGUUGAAUGUAGCUUUUAGGAAUUUUAAUCAAACCACCACAGCAGGGGAUUCGUGGGAAAGGGGGAGGAGCUGGGAGGAGGUUAGCUGGUCGGCAAAGAGUAACAAGUCCCGCCCAGUCUAAUCACAUGGCCCCAUGCAGUGUGAAACUCAGUGUGUCUACCUAAUGUGAAAUGGUGUGAUUUACUGCAUGGGGUUUAGAGUGCUUACCUGCUGUGUUUUCCCAUGUGAGGGUUCACUUGUUGAGAACCAUGUUUGCCUCCUUUAAUAUAAAGUGAUUUGGUGUGCUGUGGUGCUGAGGGCGGCUGGUUAGCUGGUGGGGUGGAUUUGUUGGAGGGGGGUUGUGUUAAGGUUUGGCCAGUUCUGGACCCUUUGCAUGAAGAAACUGCUGUGGCUUAAUGAAUUGAUCAAUAAAAUAAAGUGCUCAUAUUUCCUCA